Molecule: messenger RNA, 555 nt
Organism: Suillus subaureus
Lineage: Eukaryota; Fungi; Basidiomycota; Agaricomycetes; Boletales; Suillaceae
Exons: 1
Coding region: 1-555 (184 amino acids)
Source: RefSeq, a predicted model, not a curated record
AUGGACCAAUCUUUGAACCCUACCCCUGACCCCACCUCCCCUACCUCCCCCCCAAACACUCCCACCCCCACCCCUCAUGAAAUCAUAAAGCCCACCCCCUCAACAAACCUCCUCAUCACCCAAGAGUUCAAAGUGACCAUGUCCACUGCUUCCCCAAUGAGUAAUGCAACCCAGAGUGACCUGAACAACUCCAUUCAUGCACCAAGUAACCCCAUGGUGGACCAACCCAUGGACAUGUCAUCUAACCCACCCACCACACACACACAAACCACUGAGGAAGAUACUAUCCUUGCACACCUUGCACUCACAGAAGUGAACAGAUCAGUCCUAAGCCAGAAUGGUGUGAAUUACCACACCAAUCUCCCACAAUUCAUGCCUAUGCCAAUUGGCAGCUUCCCUAGAGUGCAUAUGGCCCACUUGGCCCAGAUAUUUGAUCAUCUAGACAACAAAGUACUUUUAUCCUGGUUCCAGGUAGACCACCCUAAGUUUAUGGUCCAAGUCUUCAACCAAUCAGGAAAAGAUGUUGCAGAGAGACCCACAAUUAUCACAGAAUGA